AUAUCCUUCGGUUGUGCACUUCUGCCUCAGUCCACCACUGCACCAAGCUGAAAUAUUCGUCGCAAGUCAGUCAAACUCUGAUACCCAGCAAACAUGUCUGAUAAGCCAAAUCUGGAGGAGGUCACCAGCUUCGACAAGACCAAGCUGAAGAAGACCGAGACUCAGGAGAAGAAUCCCCUACCAUCAAAAGAAACCAUUGAACAGGAGAAGCAAGCCUCAGCAUCGUGAAGAUGGAACCUCCACCAUGCACUGUACAUUCCACGAGCAUUGCCUUCUUUUUUCACUUCUUUUAGCUGUAUAACUUUGUAACCGAAAACCUAAGUUGCAUUGUGAUUGGACGAAAGCAGAUGACUGUGCAGCCCCCCACCCCCUACCCCCACACCCCCACCCACCUCUACCUAGCCCUGAGCCCCUUUUUACAGCAACGUUGAAAGAAAACUACUGACCGGCGGUCUGUACAGAGAACCUGCCGCCCGUCCACGAAUCACGGCGCAGCUGGCCUCAGUUCCUGUUCGUAUCUCCAGACAUCUUGCCUGCUUCGAACACCUCCGCAUGGCAAAAAGAGGAAGAGAUAGGGCGUGGCUGACAAAUCCAAGAACUCACGUUCUCCACCUAUGAAUAGUGUGGCUUCUGGCAACCUGUAAAAUGCUUUUCAAAUUGGGCAGCGUUUUGUUUGCAUUAUUUCAAUUCUUGGAAUGCACAUUUUGUUUUGAUAUGCAAAUAAAAAGUUAAAACCCAUUACCAUCUGUGGUUCCAUUUAUGGAUUUUAUAUAUGUAUCCUUUAUGCCCCGAGAAUGGAAAGAGGAGGAAGACUGGAGCCAUCUGGGCCACACCCAUGAGGAGUGGGCAUGUGUAUUUUCAUCCGCACUUUUAAAUUGCUUUGAACCAUUUUUUACAAUGUAUGAUUUCGGAUAAUGUCGGAGAAUUGUUUCAGUGUGUGAAGAGAGUACUGGGAAUUUAUUGGAAUUCAUCUAAAAAAAUAGAUCACAUUGUUUUCUGGAGUUUACUGUAAAAAAAAUAUUCUUUUGAAGAAUAUUGUAAACCCCAAAAGGUAAUAAACAUUUUUCAUUAUUAUACA
Messenger RNA from Megalops cyprinoides (Indo-Pacific tarpon), 1078 nucleotides. RefSeq names its product thymosin beta-11. The transcript has 3 exons. The record is from RefSeq and is a predicted model, not a curated record. Gene Ontology annotation, cellular component: cytoplasm. Gene Ontology annotation, biological process: actin filament organization; regulation of cell migration. Gene Ontology annotation, molecular function: actin monomer binding. Bases 94 to 228 code for a protein of 44 amino acids. Lineage: Eukaryota; Metazoa; Chordata; Actinopteri; Elopiformes; Megalopidae.